CAAUGGCGAAGUCGGGAACUGACGACGUCUCUGCUCGGAAAGAUUACAUUCUCGACCAGAUAUCAUCAGCCGUAAAAGAGAUUCAGAAAGAGCAGUUCUCUUCCGAUUCUCCCGCAGCCAAUCCCAUUGCCAACGGCCACUCCGAGUUGCAGAGGCUCUGCGAGCAUCUAGACAACGCUCUACUGCACGGCAUCAAAGCUUUCGAGGCCGGCUAUUGGGCAUAUGUAGUGGAGUACACGCGGAAGGAUGAACUGCAUUUGAUCAACCAUCUUACAUCGGUCACAACUGACUUAGGAAGAGGGAGGUCAUGGUUGUAUCAAGCAUUGAAUGAGAAUGCACUAGAGAACUACCUUCGACUUUUCACUGGAAACAUGUCACUGCUGGAUAAGCAUUACCAGCCUGAAGCUCUGUUGCGUGACGAACAGAGAGUUCCGGUUCUACUUACUAUCGCAGCUGGUUUGGAUUUCAUCAUUUUUGAAUUGACAAUUGAUUGUGAGUAUUUCGAUUAUGGGGCGUUUACUCCAUCAAAAGCCGGUCUUCUUAACAUGGGACCUCUGACAUCGACCAAGUUGAUCUCCAUCCAUAAUUGCCACAUUGGCAAACGAGAUAUCCAACGAGCCAUGUCUUCAGAAAAUACAAAUGAACAAGAAGUUGGAGACAAAGCGAAAGAAUCACUGGGCACUACUCCCAGCUCGGUUGUAUCAAAGCUGAGGAAUCUGUUCGGUCGGCGACCAUCUGUGGAAUGUAGCGAUGUGAAUCCAUUCGAAUUCUUAGUCGCUGAGGAUUGUGAUGACAAAGUAGCCACAUUAGGUUCAGACUCUACCGCGAAUGCUCUUCAGGAUCUAUCAAGCAUAAAGAAAGACGGUAGUUAUCAAAAUAUUUCUGACAGUCUAGUAAGCAAGGCGCGAUCUGUGAAAGACUUUACUGUCACCACGGCAACCACUGCUAAAAUCAAAGCAGCCGAGGUGUUCAAUCGAGCUGCAUCGUUGUUUGCCAACUUACAUAAUCCGUUCGAGGAGAAAGAGUUUGCAGCCGUUGAAGCAGAAACAGCUGUUGUAGAAAGAGUGAGAACGACUUCUAAUUGUGAAGUACCUGCCGAGACACAGACGGAAGAGUUAUCCUUCAAGAACUCUUUAGAAAGUGAUGAAUCUAAUCGAAUGUCGCGAAUGGCAAGGAUAGAGAAGGUUAUGCAAGAGAACGACGAUGUCGUGGAGGUAGAACAAGUCGAUGGAGGUAGCAUCCUUAUGGAAGAACAAGGUGACGAUGAAGCAAUGGUGAGGUUGGAGGUAAGAAAUCUGAUGAAGAAACCAGCAAAAUUUCGAAAGAAGAAACGGCAAGCUGGUGAAAAGAAAAAGAAAUCGAAGGCUGACCAGGGUGUAGGGAAGACUUCUGAUGGCGACAAUGUCAGUGUAAACACCAAUGAAGGUGACAGUCAGACAUCUGGAUUCACAAUUGGUACAGAAUCUUUUAUUGAUGGAGCAGCUGAAUCGUUGUCAGUGGCUACUAGUGAGGAGCUGCUACGUUGCCCUGACUCUGAAGUUACUACUUAUGACAGUAGUGAUGUUGUUGUAACAAAGCAAUCUGAAACAGAUUUAGCAUACGAAGCUGGAGAUAAUUGUAACUGUACUGAAGAGGCAAGAGACUUAGUAAAUACAGCCAACAGUGAGGACACUUUAGAAAGAAUGGAUGGGAAAGAACAGAGACAAGAUGAAAACCCUAUUUUGCACAAACCUAUUUCUCAAAGCAGUCGGGAUGAAAGUGAUACAAACAAUGAACAACUGGUUAAUUCUGAAAACACUUCAGUAGUUGAGCAUAUAUUAUCUAAAGAAGAAAUCUUGCCGCAAUCUGACGAAUCAAGUAAGGAAAAAAAUGAAGAGAUUACACAAGGGCUUAACGAGGAGGGGGAUAUCUUGCACGUGUCUCAAGAAAUGGAGAAGCAGUUGAUAUUAGAGUCUGCGGUUGAUAAUGCCGUUGAGGUGGCCACUGUUGCAGAUACCAAUGGCGAUGUGAAUGGAAGACACAUGCAUCUGGAUGAUGGACAUCAAGAGGCAAAUGAGGAAGACAAGAUUCUAGAAGUACGUGCUGGUGGAAGACCAAUUCGGCCUUCACGUAUGGAUGGUGACUGUAAUUCAGCAGAUAUUGAAAUUGACCAGAACGUUCAGUUGAUGUUGAGGUUGGAAGUCCUUGACAAGGAAGAAGAGAAUUUGAUUAAACUGUUUACUGUUAUGCUCUGUCAUGGAAAGAGUGAUUAUCAGUCUGCGUAUAUACUUGUCACCGAUGAUGCAGUUUAUGUGCUCAGUACAGAUGGCACGGGAGGACGGUUUGACACUCUACAGCAUCUUCCUUAUCAAUCUCUUAGCCAUUUGGAGGUGAGCAUCAAUUGGCAAACUGUAUCGAUUGUUAAUGACAAGAAGAAGGCGUGUAGCAUCAUUUUGGGCAAUGAGCCUGUUGCCAGGCAAUUGGUUAACACAAUCCAAGAAGCCGUGUCUUCAGAUGCAGCUUGUCGGGGACUGGUUGUAGUGACGUCAGAUGAAGCUCGUUUGACAGCGUUUCAUAAAACUUUUGCUCGAGUGUCAAAGACAGCUGAGCCAUCUCAGAUUUUGCUGUACAGUCUUGUCAAUUGGGAACCAGUUGGAGAUGCACCGGGUCCUAUUGACGGUACCAGUAACAGCUUUGUAAGUCCCAAAGCUGUUAUGAAUGGAUUUUUGUCGGUGCAGUCUACAAUUUUGACAUUUUCAUAUUGGCAAGAUGACUACUUUGUUCUUGAUAUUCGGAAUGGACUAAUGAUGCAAUAUGGCAGCAAGGCAGACAGAGAGUGUAAGAGCAUCUUCUCUCUACGGGCAGGAAAAUGUGGUGGUGUUCGAAGGCGCACUGAUGUUGAUAGACCUAAUGCGUUUGAGAUUAUUUCAAUGGACAAGAGCAUAGAUUCACUAAUUCUAGCAGCUCCCAACGUAGACAUUAUGGGCAAAUGGCUUCAAGCAAUUUGUGAGGCUGUCGCCUGUGCCGGCAUGGGAGCCAAUGAGGUGCAGGCUUCUCAUACAGCUUGUAGUUUAUGUGUCCUGUCUUCAAACAUUUGUCUUUUUCAUGAAUAUCACACCGACCGGUCACCUGAACGACUAGCUUAUUGUGACAUUUCUGAUAUUUCGAACAUAAACUACGAUCCUGAAAGUCCAUUGUAUGCCGUCUUGAACUUUGGACUUUCGGGCACCGAUAAGUCUGGAUGUUGGCUACUUUUCUUCAGUUCAGAGUAUGAGCUGGGCAAGUUUGAGGCAUGUGUGGCUAAAGCAUGGAAAGACUUGUUCAUGCAAGAGAUCCAAUUCCAUCCUAUCACGAACGGCAGACUGAGAGACAGAGCACAAGAGACAGUUACUUUGCUGGUCAGUUCUACGCAUCGCAAUGAUAGCGUUACUCGAGGAAGAGAAAGUUAGCGAUAUCACGACAUUGUACAUUUUAACUAUUCUAUUUUUUCAUACUAUUUAAGUGUCUAGCAUCAGACUCCAAAAAUGUUGUUUGAAAACUCAUGCAUAAUUCCGAUGGUGUACACUUUGAUGAUCUUGUACAAAUUGACAAAAUCAGUGGUUGAAAA
Corticium candelabrum is the source of this 3586-nucleotide messenger RNA. RefSeq names its product pleckstrin homology domain-containing family M member 2-like. The transcript has 25 exons. The record is from RefSeq and is a predicted model, not a curated record. Gene Ontology annotation, cellular component: endosome membrane. Lineage: Eukaryota; Metazoa; Porifera; Homoscleromorpha; Homosclerophorida; Plakinidae. Bases 3 to 3428 code for a protein of 1141 amino acids. Gene Ontology annotation, biological process: regulation of protein localization; Golgi organization; lysosome localization. Gene Ontology annotation, molecular function: kinesin binding.